AUGGGGCCAGCCUCCAAACAACCCUCAUCGACGAUCGAGAUCAUACUGGUGUCUCUUGAUCUUGAUCCUCGAGGUUCAUCGCUCUUGUUUUCCUCUGCCGUAUUGUUUGUCUCUCUUUUUUAUCCCCUUCCCCAGCCACCAUUCUCUUACCGCCCUUUAUUGUUGUUUUUUUCUUUCCCCGCCUGCAGCUGGUUUAGUUGCCUGCCGCCGGUCCCAAGCUUUGUAUUGGUACCCGUAUUCAAAAGUACUAUCCGUACGGAUACGCCCGCCUUCAUGGAAUCAUUCUUCCUCUUUCCGAACAAGUUACCACGUGCCACGCACGUACUUUCAGCUCUCCUAAAUCUUGACGGUGCAUCAGUAAAUUAUACGCUUGCUUGA
Messenger RNA from Colletotrichum costaricense, 378 nucleotides. RefSeq lists its product as uncharacterized. NCBI's taxonomy places the organism in Eukaryota, Fungi, Ascomycota, Sordariomycetes, Glomerellales, Glomerellaceae. The coding region runs from base 1 to 378 and encodes 125 amino acids. The transcript has a single exon. The record is from RefSeq and is a predicted model, not a curated record.